UAAUAUUUUCGAAAACAUUUUCACUUGCAGACGAGAGAGAGACGAGGUGGUCGGUGUUCCCGUUGGUCCAUUCCGAACCACCAAAACCAACAAAAUCGACCAAAAAGCCCCGUUUAUGAUUCGCAAUUUAUACGUUAUCGUCAAGUUAAUUCCCGUAAUAUAGUUGCAAAAUUGAAGUAAUUGAAGAUUAUGGGUAUGGGAAUAACGAUGUAAUGAGUAGUGAGUACGAGUUAGAGGGGUUGGGUUCUGAAACCGGUUUUUUUCUGGUAUCCAAAUCCUCCACGAGAAAAUUGACAACCACCUAGGAGGAGGUUGUGGAGGAUUGAGCGUAUCAAAGGGUACUAAUACAAGAAGUUAAGAACCUCAUUGCAUAAAGAAAGGGAAGAUAAACCAAAAUCGUCAUCAAUUUUUUGAGACCCCAGAUUUUUAUCUGAAUCUUGCUGUUGUUGAUCAGGAACCAUAAUAACUGGAAAAAGACAAAGGUUGGAGGAAUACUUCAUGUAUAGUGUUGGGGUUGUUUUGAUUGGAAGCAAGGCUUAAACUUUGGGGGUCUGUUUUUGUAUUUUGGUGUUUUGACAAAAAUGAAUGUGGUAGGCAGAGUUGGAAGCUUGAUUGCAACCCCUUUUCACCCCUUUGGUGGAGCUGUUGAUGUGAUUGUUGUUCAGCAGCAAGAUGGGACCUUUCGGAGCACGCCUUGGUAUGUUCGGUUUGGUAAAUUUCAGGGUGUUCUCAAAGGUGCUGAAAAGAUUGUCAGAAUAAAAGUUAAUGGUGUUGAAGCUGACUUCCAUAUGUACCUUGACAAUUCUGGGGAGGCUUAUUUUGUGAAGGAGGUGGAUGAUGAUGAUAAAGGAGUUGAGUCAAAUGGGGUUGUUCAAGAUUCUAGUAACAAAAAUAAUAGUUUUUUGAGUAAUGUUCAUAAACUUGAUCAUAGCAUCUCGGAUUCUGGGGUGCUUCGGUUGAAAGAUGAAGGUGAUUCCUUAGUUGUCCCUCCAAUUCAAAGGGCAGAAUCUGAUGGUGAUAGGAGAUUUUACGAAUUCCAAGAUGAUCGAUCUUCUUUUGAAGAUUCAGUUGAGUUGUCAGAAUAUGGGUCUAAUUCAUUUGAGAGUCCAGAGAGAGAGAAUUUUGUGGACUCACACGGUUCCCUUCCAGAGAUGGUCUUGGUGAGUGUGGAUGGUCAUAUAUUAACUGUCCCUAUCUCAGAAUCAGAGCAGAAUGAGGAGAAUGUGCAAUUAAGAAAUCCUCAGUUUCAUCUGGGCCCAGGUGAAGAGACUGACUUAUGUGAAGGGAAUGAAGAGAUGAGUUCUGGCGAAAGUGCUUCGGCUUCGGCUGCUGAUUAUACUAGUCAGCUGGAUGCUCCAACAGGUGAAUUAGCACCCACAUGUUGCAACACUAAUGGUGAUGAUAAUACUUCUGUGCUCCCACUUGAAGUUUGUCAAGGAGAGGAGGAACAUAUUUGUCAAGUACAGGAAACCUUGGAGACUAAAAAUCAAGAUCUUUAUAUGCAAACUGAUUCAGAAGGGGUUGUAUCUGGUGUCGAGAGGGAGAAUGUUUUUGAAAGCUGUUUGGAGCCACAAGAACUUGCCCAGCAGGCUAAAAUUGCUGAUUUACAUGAUUUAGCUUCAUCAUUGGAGGUUCAAAAUUCGGCAAUGAAAUCUAAUGCAAGUUGUCCGGUAGUUGAUGAAAAUGAACAAGAGAACAUUGUACAAUCUCAAAAUGUUGAUGAGUUGUCUCCCCCAAAUGGUUCUAUUUCUUCUGAUGGCCAUAGAUCUCCAAAAUCAGAUUUGGGACUUCAAGAGAUUGAGAAAAAUGCAUCAGUAGAAGUUGAAACUGCUUCUGGCUCUCAUUCUGUUACUAUUGAUACUCAAUGGAAUGAUGAACAUAUUGGCAAAUCAGUGUCAAAUGAUGUGGUAGAUGAGAGUCAACAAUCCCCUGCACUUGAAGGUGUUAGUAAUACAAGUGAGGUAGUGGAACCUCAAACAGAAACUUCAAAUAAAGGGGAUCAAGGUCAUUCAGGUUUGAGAUUUGAGAUCUCACUUUGUGGUCAUGAACUUAGGGCGGGUAUGGGUUUGGUAGCUGCUGCUGAAGUGUUUGAAGCACAUCGGAUAUCUGCAGUGGACUUUACAAGUUCUGCACCAUCAAUAAUUAAGAAUCAAAAUCUUAUUAUCAGAUUUAAAGAGAGGUACUUGACGUGGGAAAAGGCUGCUCCUCUUGUUCUUGGAAUGACUGCGUUUGGUUUAGAUUUACCUGUUGAGCCCAAAGAUGCAAUUCCUGUGGAACAGGAUGAUGCAGUAAAGUUCAGAUAUGAUGAUACUGGAUCACCUUCGUCUGGACGCAGAUGGAGAAUUUGGUCUCUUCCUUUUCGAAAGGUCAAGACACUUGAGCGCACCAAUAGCAACUUAUCAAAUGAGGAGGUAUUUCUAGAUUCUGAGUCUGCAUCUCUUGUAGAGCCAACUCCAACUUCCAGUACCCAGGGAUCUCCUCGUAAACAAUUUGUAAGGACAAAUGUUCCCCCUAAUGAGCAGAUAGCAUCCUUGAAUCUCAAAGAUGGUCAAAAUUGGGUAACCUUCAGUUUCUCUACAAGGGUUCUUGGAACACAACAGGUUGAUGCUCAUAUAUACUUAUGGAAGUGGAAUGCAAGAAUCGUAAUUUCGGACGUUGAUGGAACUAUUACCAAGUCUGAUGUUUUGGGGCAGUUCAUGCCUUUAGUUGGCAGAGAUUGGACUCAGUCUGGAGUGGCAAGGCUUUUCUCUGCCAUUAAGGAAAAUGGAUACCAGCUACUGUUUCUGAGUGCCCGGGCAAUUGUCCAGGCAUAUCUAACCAGGAACUUCUUGCUUAACCUGAAACAGGAUGGAAAAACCUUACCAAAUGGACCCGUUGUUAUUUCUCCUGAUGGAUUAUUUCCCUCACUUUUCCGAGAAGUGAUAAGAAGAGCACCUCACGAGUUCAAGAUUGCUUGUUUAGAGGAUAUCAAGAGACUUUUCCCUUCUGAUUAUAAUCCAUUCUAUGCUGGAUUUGGCAAUAGAGACACAGAUGAACUUAGUUAUAGGAAGAUUGGAAUCCCGAAGGGCAAAAUAUUCAUUAUUAAUCCUAAGGGUGAGGUGGCUAUUAGUCAACGUAUUGUUGGUGCAAAGUCAUAUACAUCAUUACAUACCCUCGUUAAUGACAUGUUUCCACCUACUUCUUUGGUAGAGCAGGAGGAUUUCAACUCAUGGAAUUUUUGGAAAAUGCCAUUGCCAGAUGUUUAGUUCCCUUUGACAAGAAUUCCCUGGUAUUGAACCAUCCGAGAUGUUAACCAAAAAGCCAGACAUUCCUUCUAUAAUUGAUUGGAGAGUAUCCUUCUAUACUGUAAUUCAUUGAUGGGCAUGUAAGUUUUCAAAGAACAUUAUUUUCAUUGUGAUGGCCAUGCCCUUGCUCUCCUUCUUUUUUGAUCUUCAUUAAAUCUUGGUUUAUUACAAUCCACCCCAUCAACAGAAUUGUAUAACAUUUGGCUUACAUGUUAAAUUGUACUACGCUUAACUACUAAAAAAUAAAU
This is a messenger RNA of Gastrolobium bilobum, 3532 nucleotides long. Its product is annotated as phosphatidate phosphatase PAH1-like. The transcript is spliced from 11 exons. The coding region runs from base 582 to 3245 and encodes 887 amino acids. The record is from RefSeq and is a predicted model, not a curated record. Gene Ontology annotation, molecular function: phosphatidate phosphatase activity. Lineage: Eukaryota; Viridiplantae; Streptophyta; Magnoliopsida; Fabales; Fabaceae.